CGGGGCCGACGCUGGGUUGUUGUUGCUGCUGCCGUCGUCGUUGUGCGAGACCUGAAGACUUAUCCUGUUCAGCCUUGGAUUAAAAACGACGGAUAGCAUCUUACACCAUCGACCACUGGAGUGCUCCUUUCAUUUCCUUUUGCUAUUUCGAGUCAACAUGGGGAGCUGCUUGACUGUGGGGCCGAACGAAGCUCUGGUGGUCUCCGGUAGCUGUUGUGGCCCUGAUACAAAGACCUACGCCGUUGGAGGCUGGGCCUGGGCUUGGUGUCUCAUCUCAGACACUCAAAGGAUAACCCUGGAGAUCAUGACUCUGCAGCCCCGGUGUGAGGAUGUGGAGACAGCAGAGGGGGUGGCCAUCACUGUCACAGGGGUGGCUCAGGUGAAGGUGAUGACGGAGCAUGACUUACUGGCAGUAGCUUGUGAGCAGUUCCUGGGUAAAUCAGUCAUGGCGAUCAAAGCUGUGAUCCUGCAGACUCUGGAGGGACAUCUGCGCUCCAUUCUAGGUACCUUGACUGUUGAGCAGAUCUAUCAGGACAGGGACCAGUUCGCAAAACUAGUGAGGGAGGUAGCAGCUCCCGACGUGGGCAGGAUGGGCAUCGAGAUUCUCAGCUUCACCAUUAAGGAUGUGUAUGACAAACUGGAUUACCUGAGCUCUCUGGGGAAGACCCAGACCGCUGCGGUACAGAGGGACGCAGACAUCGGCGUGGCCGAGGCAGAAAGGGACGCUGGGAUACGGGAAGCCGAGUGUAAGAGGGAGAUGAUGGACGUCAAAUUCAAGGCUGACACCAAGAUGGCCGACUCCAAACGGGAACUGGAGCUACAGAAAGCUUCUUUCAACCAGGAAGUCAACACUAAGAAAGCGGAGGCCCAGCUGGCGUACGAGCUGCAGGCAGCCAAGGAGCAGCAGAAGAUCCGCCUGGAGGAGAUCGAGAUCCAGGUGGUGCAGAGGAAGAAGGAGAUCACCAUUGGGGAUAGGGAGAUCCAGCGGAUGGACAAGGAGCUCAUCGCCACAGUCAAGAGGCCCGCCGAGGCCGAGGCCUACAAGAUGCAGCAGCUGGCCGAGGGGCAGAAGAUAAAGACGGUGCUGUUAGCUCAGGCUCAGGCAGAGAGGAUCAGGAGAAUUGGAGAGGCGGAGGCAAGCUCCAUCGAAGCAGUGGGCAAGGCGGAGGCUGAGAAGAUGAGACUGAAAGCCGAGGCCUACCAGCAGUACGGGGAGGCCGCCAAGACGGCUCUGGUCCUUGAGGCCCUGCCCAUGAUUGCUGCCAAGGUGGCGGCGCCAUUAGCCAGGACCAAUGAGAUCGUCAUCCUGAGUGGGGACAGCAGCCGCAUGACGGGCGAGAUCAACCGCCUGUUGGCUGAACUUCCUGCUUCUGUCAAUGCUCUCACUGGCGUUGAUCUGUCAAAGAUCCCGUUGCUGCAGAAGAUGACCAACACUCAAGCCUGAAAACCCGACGACCACACACGACUCCAGUAUGUUGUAUGCACUCUGAUGGACUGCCUUUAAUACACUUGAAGAAUUCUGUUGUUUUAUACGUAUAUAUAUACUGUAUACCAAGUGAAUUUUGGAAACCUCUGGUGCCUUACUUUAUACAGGACCAGACUAUCUGAACGCACUGCUGCUCAUUCAAAAGAAAUUCAUUUUUUUAUUUUAGUUUUAACAAGGGAACAUUUUGUGCUGUGAUUUCAAUUGUUUUUUUGUAUUUGAAUCGUAUAUGUUUAUUAGCCCGUUUGCAUGAAAAACCAUCGAAGAGGAGAGCUGCUAUUAGACUGAUGUGACGGCUGACACACCUGCUGAAUCUCAUGCUAACAGCUAGUCUGGUGUUUAUACAUCAGGGCUGUGCUUCUUCGGACCACAAGGCCUCUGCUCUCACUUCUUACAUUCCGCAUGCUGCAGGCCUUCUUGAUUUGUACACCUCUUUCUUUAUCGUAAGACACAUCCGCAUUCCCUAGAUAAUCUGAAUAUUUCCCUUUGUAUUGUACAUGUUGUAAUUUUUAACUAUUUAUGUUAUUUUCUGUGUUGAUCUUUUUUUUUUUUUUUUUUUACAAUGUCACAGGUGCUUGCAAUCUUAUAAGAAGCCCCCAUAUCUUGUGCAAAUGCUGUCUGUUCCCACUGAAAAAGUGUAAUGCUCUACAAACUGUUAAUAUCAGACUCUAUUCAUAUGAUUAUUAUUUAUAUGCGCGGCAGGGAAACAGGCUGCAAAAUCUGAUCUGAGCUUAUGGUCUCUGGAUAUUUAUAGUCGGUUUAAAUGUAAAUACUAGUUGUCUUAGCCUUGAUUAUGAUUGGAAAAAAUUGUUAAGUGUAAAAAAAAAGAAAAGAAAAAAGAAAAGAGGAAAAAAAGAUUUCAAGCUUAACGUGAAUAGAUUCUGAAAAUGAAAAGGACAAACGGUGAUGCCAAAUAGAAUAGAUUGUCUUUUCAUUUUCAUUGUAACAGAAGGACUUUGGGAAAUGUAACGUUUCUCAACAGAUAUCCCUAUAUGUUAGGCCAAGUCUGGCACGGUGCAUUGACAAACCAAAUUUUUAAGAGAAACACGCUUUAUGUUCAAUGUUUGUACACGACUGCAUUUAUUUAUUUAUUUAUUUAUUUUUAAUAACUGUAACAAAUAUAGAAGGAUCUUUUAGCAGAGUAAUUUAACUUAUCGAACAAUGUUUUAUCUAUUUAAGUGUUUGUAAAGGGUCGUGAUGCUUUGUUGUUUUUCGGGGUCGAAUGCACCAAAUCUUAAAUGUUAGUGCAGCACUAUAAAGGUUUUUAGAAAGAAAAAAUAUCGGGGGGUUGGCAGGUACAGUAUAUUACUGAGCUUGACUCAUAUGAAAUGUAUUUCACCCACUUAGACACUUCCAGAAGAACUGAAUCCUGCUCGUCUCUUAUCAAAGCUGUAAAGCGCUGCACUCACCCAACCCAAACUAGAGGGACAGUGAUGUUUAGUCUUAGAGCCUGCUAGCUCAAACAGGUGACAACAAAAAAUAGUGAUAGUUUUAUGUACAGCUGAACAAACAGCCAGUAUGAGCAUACUGACACAGAAUUCACAGAGGACUGUUAUUAUUAUUGUUGAUAUCGGGUUUUUUGUGUGCUCCUCCUGAGUUGAUUUAUAAUUCUUUGCGGAUGUAGUGACUCGACAAAUACUGUGACCAUGAUGAUUUUUUUAGCUGCAAAUGUGUCCAGUGUAUAUAUAUAUAUAUAUAUAUAUAUGACAUAUUUGUGUUAUAUUCCUAAUGUUAUUAACAACACAUACACUGUGUCGCGAAUGGCCAUGAGUUCCUGUAUGCUCUUGCUGCAUGUCAUACGUCUGUACUCGGAAUAAUCCGUUCACUCUCAGCUAACUGUCAUUCUAAUAAACCCAAAAAU
Messenger RNA from Anoplopoma fimbria (sablefish), 3344 nucleotides. Its product is annotated as flotillin-2. The transcript has 11 exons. The record is from RefSeq and is a predicted model, not a curated record. The coding region runs from base 158 to 1444 and encodes 428 amino acids. Gene Ontology annotation, cellular component: plasma membrane. Gene Ontology annotation, biological process: protein localization to plasma membrane; regulation of myoblast differentiation. Lineage: Eukaryota; Metazoa; Chordata; Actinopteri; Perciformes; Anoplopomatidae.